Conger conger (European conger) is the source of this 2946-nucleotide messenger RNA. It is a transcript of the gene drc7, whose product is annotated as coiled-coil domain containing 135. Lineage: Eukaryota; Metazoa; Chordata; Actinopteri; Anguilliformes; Congridae. The transcript has 18 exons. Gene Ontology annotation, cellular component: motile cilium. Bases 206 to 2758 code for a protein of 850 amino acids. The record is from RefSeq and is a predicted model, not a curated record. Gene Ontology annotation, biological process: flagellated sperm motility.
UUGGAUCCUGUGGAAACGUAGCUAGCUAGUUAGAUAACUGCCCAUCUUACCUAGGUAGCUAAUUUACACAAAAGACUGGUCAGGUUAGUUAGCUAGCUGGAUAGUAGACUGGAUAAUCUGGUGAUAUUAAUGUAAGUAACGUAAUUAUGUAAUGUUAAGUAGCUAGCUAACAUGGAAGAUAGCUAGCUAACGGAGACUAUCUUAUAUGACAAGACACAUGGAUGAGGAGAGAGAUAACCAGAAAGAGAUGAAGAGGGAGGAAGGAGGGCAAGAGUAUAUGGCUAGUAUAGAAGAAGACGGAGAGCUACAGGAGUCUGAGGAUACCAUGUCAAAUAACGACAUCACCCCCUCAGUUUGUUCAGUGCCAGAGACAGACGCAGAGGAGGAGUUCCCCUCAUCAUACAAGGAAAACUCCCCGCAGGAGAACCAGCUGCUGGAAAUGGCUGAGAACUUCCGCUGUCAGUAUGUGCACCUGCACCCGGAACGCAAGCCCCUAUUGCUCUGUCCACUCAACGAGUGCGGGACCAAGAAAUUUGUGAGCACAACUCUGCGACCCACUCUUCUCCCGUACCCUGAGCUAUACAGCUGGCAAGGGUGUGCCAGCUUGGUGAGCGACUACCUUUGUCUGGAGCCAAUUGACCCUCCCAGCAACCUGCCCAAGCAGCUCUUCUCCUCCACCUGGGUGCUGCAGAACCAGAGGGGAAGCAGCUUCGACUUCUCCACCCUGCUGUGUUCCUUCCUGCUGGGCGCUGGGUAUAAUGCCUACUGCGUCAGCGGCUAUGCGGCUAAAGAGAUGUGUGUAAUCGACCAGUCCCGCCAAGACUGCCCCCUGAGGGUCACACUGGAGCAGGUGCCGCUGGAAGAGCCGCAGAAGCAGAUUAAGAAGUAUUCGGUGAAGCCGCCGAGAGACCUGCGCAGCGGCUUCCAGAAGCAGCAGGAGGCUCGGCGACGGGCGGAGGCUGAGGCCAUGGUGGCUCAAAGGAGGGAGGAGGAGGAGAGACUCAAAGAGGAGCGUGAGCGGCCCCCUCCAGACCCGCUCCUAGGCCAGCGGGUGCACUGCUGGGUUCUGAUCCUUUCGGGCAACCGAGAAGUUCCGGAAAACUUUUUCAUCGACCCGUUAACCGGGAGGAGCUUCUCCACCGAUGACCCUUCCUUCCUGGGGAUUGAGAGCGUGUGGAACCACCAGAACUACUGGGUCAACAUGCAAAGCUGCCACUACGGAUGUGCGGAGAUGACCUUUGACCUGAGCGAUUCGAUGAGGUGGGAGUUCCUGUUACCGGGGGAUGCUGCUCUUCUCAUAUCGACCAUGAAGCUAGAGCAAGAGUCUGAGGAUGUGGAAGAGGAAGAGGAGGAAGAGGAGGAGACUAAGGUCUUUGAGAUGUCUCCAACCUGGGUGAAGCCAAUUGCGAUCUCGCAGCAAGACAUGGAGACACGUUGCCCGGGGGGGAAGAGGGUGAUCCGGUUCCGAAAGGCCACGCUGGAGAAGUUUGCUCCCUACCUGCUGCACGAUGGAAUGGUCACGCGGCUGACCACCUUCACUGACCUGGAAUGCGAGCGCCCCACGGCCAUGCGCCAGUGGUUCCAGAACCGGAAGGACCGCCUGGAGGAGCGCGAGCUGGACCUGGUCGCCGGCACGACGCUGGAGCGGUUUCACCGCGGCCGGAGCCACGCCCUCAAGAGCCACAGGUACGUGACGAUGGAGCUGGAGACGGAGCGGCAGAUGGAGUUCUAUAGCCGCGCGCGUGCGGACGGGCUGGCUGAGAGGUACGACCUGCCCUCCGAGAUGACGGAGCGCUUCGAGGAGCGGGACGACUUCCUCUACUACCGUCACACGCUCUUCCACGAGCACCUGGAGAAAACGGUGGCUGCGGAAAUCCAGAAUCAGGAGCACCGUCACGUAAAGAAGAUCGUGGAGAGGUUCCACAGGGACCGGUCCAAGCCAGCUAGUGAGGACGUGGCGGAGCGCGUGUUCCUGGUGUCGGAGAACCGCAUCGAGCUGACCUACCACCGCGAGGACGACCGCAUCACCUCCGCCUGGCGCAGCUUCGUCAAGCCCCACAACCUGGGUGACACCAAGAACGAGCAGCCCUUCACCUCCGACAUGGUCUCCACCUACCAGGUGGACCCUUUUGAAAAGCCCAAAAAGCAGCUCUUCAUGUACGAGCUGCUGGUGGCUCUGACCAAAGAGGAGGAGACGGUGAUCCAGCGGGUGAUGGAAUCUGAAGCAGAGGUGUGGGAGAUCCUGGCUACACGGGGCCAGGAGGAGAACAAUAUCGAGCUGCUGAUCUCCAUCUACAACACAGCGAGGAACGAGAACGCCCGUAUCCACCGGGAGGCGCGGGAGCGCAUGGCGCACGAGGAGCGUCUACGCCAGGAGGAGAAAGAUCUGGACUUCCUGGUGCCGUUCCUGAACCGGCUGGACAGCCCAGAGAUUACCUCCAGGCAGCUCGCCCUGCAGCUGCGCAACGACUGCCUGGCUGCCCUGAAGCAGCAGAUCAUCGACAAGACCAACCUGAUCCAGGCCCGCUUCGAGAAGAAGACCCAGUGUCUGGAGGAGAAGCAGCUGUGGUACCAGAAGAACCGGCUGUCCAUGAACAAGCAGGAUGAGGAAGAGUACCUGUCCUUCUGCUCUAAGGCCAUGUUCGAGAUCCACACCCUGAAACUACGCCUCAGCAGGCAAAAGGAGGAUGCCCCACAGAAGUACCAGGCACUGGACCAGACACUGAGACAGGACCCGAGACUGGCCAAGUUUCUUUGAACACAUCCAAACCACGCAGGCCCAAAACCAGACACGCUGCAACCCCACAACUGAAACACCCCACCACACAGUGCACUUCCCAUCACCUGAUGCACCUUUGCUUUCCAUACGACUUUUGGAUGUCCCUCAUCAACUCACCUCCACAAACUGUGGACCUGUAACAGCCUUUAUUAAAAGUUUAUUUCCUA